UCAUUCUUUUACUUUUACAAGCUGCUCGGUCUUCUUCAAAAGCCUCUAAUGGCUACAACAACGUCCGUUCAAGAAGUCCCUAAAGCUCUGAAAUGCAAGACAUGGGUUUUGAAAGUAUCUAUCCACUGCCAAGGUUGCAAGAGAAAAGUCAGGAAAGUCUUACAAAGCAUCGAUGGUGUUUACACAACAAGCAUUGAUUCGCAGCAACAAAGAGUCACAGUUACUGGCAACAUUGAAGCAGGGACCUUGAUCAAGAAACUCAUGAAAACAGGCAAACAUGCUGAGAUAUGGCCUGAAAAGGUUGCUACCAAGGAGAAAGAAUCAGGCAAAGCAAAAGGCAUGCACAGCACAAAUGACCAAAAUCAGAAUGAUAGUGGCGGCAAAAAAUCUGUGAGAUUCUCCUUGGAGGGACUAGGUGAGGAGACCAAAAAGGGGAAGAAGCCACUGGAAAAUUCCACCGCCGGAGAGGCGUUGCCGGGUGGAAAUAACAAGGGCAGUAUAAUUGAGGGUGGUGGGGCAGACAGUGCAUGUAACAAGAAGAAAAGGAAAGGGCAGAAAGGUAAUGACGGCAGCAAUGUUACGGGGGGCUCAGGCUCACCAUCUUCUGGUACAUCUGCAGGCAGUGAAUAUCAAACUCAUGGUGUGGGGAUGAAUCAAGUUAUGGGCCCGAGUGAUCUCAACCCUACACAUCAGCAUUCGAUUCCAUGGCCACUAGGUUACUACGGUCCUCAAGUGUAUGCAUCAAGUUAUAUGGCAUAUCCAUAUGGAAGUCCUGCUCCUUUUAAUUAUCAUGUUGCUCCAGCACCAUAUACAAAUGCAAAUCAAACAACACAGGCGGACUCUUUCAACAUUUUCAGUGAUGAAAAUGUCGAUGGAUGUUCCAUCAUGUAAUCAGAAUGGAGAGUGAUUCUGUACUAUUGAUGAUGGAGAGAGUAGUAUAGAAGAUAGAAUGUAGGAUAAUAUUGCCAGGGGAGACAUUAGAACGAUGAUAAGAAUUCUUUUUUGCAUGGUAUGGUUUUGAAGCAAGUUUGGUAGAUUGAGCUGUAAGAUUUUCUUUUCCUUGUAGAAAUUGAUUUGGGUUUUGAUGUAUGAAUUUGGUUGUUGCAUG
Messenger RNA from Populus euphratica (Euphrates poplar), 1108 nucleotides. RefSeq lists its product as uncharacterized. Lineage: Eukaryota; Viridiplantae; Streptophyta; Magnoliopsida; Malpighiales; Salicaceae. Gene Ontology annotation, molecular function: metal ion binding. The transcript is spliced from 3 exons. Bases 49 to 891 code for a protein of 280 amino acids. The record is from RefSeq and is a predicted model, not a curated record.